Molecule: messenger RNA, 2099 nt
Organism: Ailuropoda melanoleuca (giant panda)
Lineage: Eukaryota; Metazoa; Chordata; Mammalia; Carnivora; Ursidae
Gene: SPATA9
Product: spermatogenesis associated 9
Exons: 6
Coding region: 712-1389 (225 amino acids)
Source: RefSeq, a predicted model, not a curated record
CCGCGAGGACAAGAGGAUCUCCAGUUCGAGGCAGGAGCGCAGUUCUCUGGAGCGGCAUUUGGGUCUCAGGUACCAGGGCCCUAAGCAUGUCCAAAGCUGGGGAGUGAGUUGGAGGAGAUGCCAAGACUCCCUCACUGGGCCUGCGCCGCAUCCGGGAGCUCCGAGAGGUUCUGAGUACCACAAUACCACCCACGCAAUUCAGGCGCCUCCCUGUGCCUGGAGCCCUGCGUCUGUCCCAGGCUCCAUCUGGCGACGCUCAGCCUCGCGCAUGACGUGUUGACGUCACGCAUUAUGGCACGUGCGGCGGGGUCCGCCAGGACUAGUGCAGAGGCUCAUGGUUACACGUAUUUGGAAGCGGGAGUAGUUGGACCUUGGGCUGCUGGGUGUUUCAUUUCCGUGUGGGAGGCGGCUGGUGGAGGCGAAGGCUGCAGCUCGGAAAGCUGGAAGGGCCUUCGGGGAGCUGCACUGGUAGUGGCCCAGCGCGGAGGGCAAGGAGGCAGCCUGCACCUGGCAUCUGCACCUGCACCUGCAUGAAAUGCACAGCAGCCUCCUCUAGACAGGACACUUCCAGGAGAGCCGGUGGAGAUGGCCUGUUUCCAAGGUGGAAGGAUCUAUCAGAAGAUAAUGCAGCUGCUCAGAAGCCCUUACUGGACAGUGAUGACUACCAAUUUGAUGAGAUGAGUGAUAUUCGAGGGGAUCCAGAAAGUCAUCAUGGACCUUAUAGAUGAGUUUAAAGAUGAAUUCCCUACCAUCCUAAGAUUAUCACAGUCUAAUCAGAAAAGAGAACCCAUGCAGAAAACAUCCAAAAUCAGAAUGGCUGUCGCCUUAGCGAGGAGCAACCGAGGAACAUUAAUCCAAGGAUUAAACAGCAUAUCCAGGUCUUCCAAAUCAGUGGCCAAACUUCUGCAGCCUCAGCUUGCUUCUAGACUGCUAGAGUUAAGGGACAUAUCGCAUCGUUUGCUGAGGGAAGUUAACGCACCGAAGCAACCCCUCUAUAACGUGCAGGUCAGAAGGGGUUCUUUGUUUGAAAUCAUUUCUUUUCCAGCAAAGACUGCUUUAACUAGCAUAAUGUAUGCCUCAUAUGCAGCACUAAUUUAUUUGACAGUCUGUGUUAAUGCUGUGCUGGAGAAGGUAAAGAAAAUUUUCCAAGAAGAAGAAUCCAUAAGGCAAAACAGAGAAGAGAGUGAAAAUCUUAGAAAAGCCUUUUCUGAGCCUGUGCUUUCUGAGCCUACGUUUCCUGAAGGUGAAAUCAAAGCAAAACCUUACAGGUCAUUACCGGAGAAACCAGACAAUAUUUCCGAUCGCCCCAAACUUCCUGCUAAUAAGUUGAAUAAUAAGAUCCAGGUUUUACAUUCUGUGUUUGACCAAUCAGCUGAAAUGAAUGAAUGAGCAAAUUGGAACAUAAAUAUCACUGAGUGGAGCCUGAGAGUUAUUACCUACUCACAUUUCAUCUAACAAAACCAGGAAACUAGUUUUCGUAUAUUGACUGCUCUGCUUUAAAAAAGGGGUGGGGAACUACUAAAAUGUCAUUCUCAAGUAUUUAUACGGUGGAGAAAAUAAAAUGAAUCUUGAUAUAGAAGCAUGACUAUGAUAUUUUUUAAUGGACAAGAAAGUGCACCCUUUGGAGGGUUAGACUUUAUGCUAUCGUUUAUAACAUGGCUAUAUUUAUAAUAUAUUUAUGUUUUUGUUAAAGACCUGUUUCAAGUAUCUUUCCAGUUACAGUUGGCCCUGGAUCAUGGGUUUGAACUGUGCAGAUUGACUUACAUGCAGAUCUUUUUUGAUAAAUAAAUACAUGAUAGUACUGGAAAUGUAUAUUUUCUUCCUGAUUUUUUUAACAUUUUCUCUAGCUUACCUUAAUACAUGAUGUAACACAUACAACACUCAAAAUAUGUGUUAAUCAACUGUGUAUGCAAUGAGUCAGGCUUCCAGUCAACAGUAGACUAUUAGCAAAGUUUUUGGGGAGUCCGGAGUUGUAUGUGGAUUUUCAACUGUGCGUGGGGUUGGCCGCCCACCCCCCUGCAAUGUUCAAGGGUCAGCUGUCCUCAGCUGGAGGGAAAACACCCUCCAUAUCAAAAUACUACAAAUCUUUUUCAGAGAUA